Messenger RNA from Pseudogymnoascus destructans, 2927 nucleotides. RefSeq lists its product as uncharacterized. Gene Ontology annotation, biological process: mitotic chromosome condensation. The record is from RefSeq and is a predicted model, not a curated record. Gene Ontology annotation, cellular component: condensin complex. Bases 75 to 2669 code for a protein of 864 amino acids. Gene Ontology annotation, molecular function: chromatin binding. Lineage: Eukaryota; Fungi; Ascomycota; Leotiomycetes; Thelebolales; Thelebolaceae. The transcript is spliced from 3 exons.
GGAGCUACCAGCGACAACGAAAUUCGACACAGAUACGACAUAUAUUGUGCGCAUACUGCGGGCUAUAACUCAACAUGCCUCGAGUAGCUCAGCAGCCCAGAACUGCUGGUAGCAGAAAUGUAUCAAGCGGGGCACCAGCAACCCCGUUCAAAUCGCAGGUCAAAAUCCCUCUAAAUGAUGAUGUACAGGAAAAAGCGAAGAGAUUGCAGUCGAGACAUGCGCUCCAUGAUAUUCAAAUGAACCAGAUCAAAGCCGCAGCAUCACCAAUGCGGAAACUUAGCAGCUACGAGCGCGCAAAUAGCGCAUCGCCCUCUUCGAAUCCAAGGACGCCCGCCCGGCGGACAGCGAAUCGUGGUAAGGAAAACGAUAUGGAUGAAGAUAUGAUCAAUGUUGGUGGAACAGCAGUUACGCCCAUGAAGAGGGUGCCUAUCCUUGCGAACUUUGAGGAAUGGAUGAAGAUGGCCACAGACAACAAAAUCAAUGCGACCAACUCCUGGAACUUUGCUCUCAUCGAUUACUUCCACGAUAUGACGCUGCUAAAGGAAGGUAAUGGGGUAAAUUUCCAGAAGGCCAGUUGCACGCUGGAUGGCUGCGUCAAGAUCUACACAAGCAGAGUCGACAGUGUAGCUACGGAAACGGGAAAGCUAUUAAGUGGUCUUGCUGAUAGCGGUAAUAACAAGAAAAAGCGGGCUGGAGCAGAAGGAGAAGAAGGGGAAGUGAGCGAGGAAGAGGUCGAAGAUGAAGAUGGGACAGUGAGGAGGAAGCCAAAGAAGAAGGCCCAGAGGUCCUCGGAAGCCACAUUAGCUCCGUCGUUUGCUCCACUACAACUGAAGAAGUUCGAGCUCGAGUUUUCUGUCGAUCCGCUGUUUAAAAAGGCGUCAGCCGACUUUGAUGAGGGAGGUGCCAAAGGGUUACUCCUCAACCACUUGUCUAUCGACUCCCAGGGCCGAAUUGUUUUUGACAGCAGCGAUGACGCAGGUGAUGCAUCCGCCGAGGGUAGAGGAAGGCAAAGGAAAGGCGACACUAUCGAGGAAGAAGAGGAGGAGGAGACACCGGAACCAAGCUCGUUGCUAGAAGACACCGCCAAGCUAGAGGACGACGAGGAAGACGCUGAGAUUGACAUCGCUUCCUUGGGCGCCAAAUUCUUCCCAGACCUUGAUCGCCUUGAGGAGCAAGAUAUUUGCCCCUCUCUGAAGAACUUCGAUCUCGGCGACCCUUCUGGAUCGAUGGACAUUCCAUUCCUGAAAGCACCUGAUGAUUGGCGUCAAGAUCGUGAAAAGACAGCCCAAGCAGGCGAAAUUGGCGAUACUUCCGGCGUCUUCCUCGACGAUGACAACCCAGCUGGGUUUGAUGAUGACGAUGACGGACUGCUUGGCAACUUUAAUAUGCCCGAUGCAGGUUUCGGUGAAGGUGGCGAGGCAUGGGCUAGAGAUGCUGCCAUAGAACCCCAACUUCGAGUCCAUGAUAAUGGUGAAGGGAUGGAAGGGGCAGAGGGCGAAGAUGGAGCAGGAACUUUUGAUCCGGAAAGUGGAGAAUUCAUUGUGUCUCUCAACCGCUCGAAAGGCGCCAUGGAAGGCGGCCACGAAGACAUCCUGAGCUAUUUCGACCAGGCACUUCAAAAGAACUGGGCUGGCCCGGAGCAUUGGCGUAUACGAAAAAUCAAGGACUCCACCAAGGCAGUUACUGCCCCCAAGGCUCGCAAGGAGAAGGAGCCAUUCGAAAUUGACUUUAUGUCGACACUCGACCAAAGCCUUGCUGAAUCGAUAUACACACCUGCGAGCUCCAACACCGUCAUUUCUAUGCCCAAGAAAGAUUGGAAAUCCAAGACCCGGAAUCUCCUCCCUGACGACAAGCACUUCUCCUCAAAGCAACUUUUACGCCUCUUCCUGAAGCCCAAAGCACAAAUGGGCUCCCGUCGACCCGGGCUUGGUAACAAGCUCGGCAGCUUUGGACAAGCUAUUAAGAAGGAAGAGGAAGUGCCUGAAGGCGAGAUGGAUGAAGCUUUCUGGGCACAGAAAGAAGACCCUAUUAUUGCUGGGGCUGACGAGGAGGCUCCCAAGGGCAAUUAUGACGCGAAUUUCUUCCAGGACGAUGGAAUGCCAAUGGGUGGUAUGGACGAUGACGAUGAAUUUGCUGAUGCAAGAGACCAUUUCUCACCAGGCCCAGAUGGUAAUGGCAACGAGGGAGGAAUGGCUGGCAUCAAUAAUCUCCUUGGCGGUGGUAUGAUGGGUAGCCAAGGCACUGAAGGAGAAGGUGCAUUUGGGACCCAGCUUGUAACCCAGAGUCGAAGAUUGCGGCCAGAAUAUGUGCAGUAUGCCCGUGUUGCUAAGAAGGUGGAUGUCAGGCGGCUGAAGGAGGAGCUGUGGAAGGGUAUGGGUGUCAAAGGUCUUCAUUCGGAGGAACCACCGGACGCGUCAGGUCGACUGCCUACACCAGUAUCCGAGACUGAAGAGAAAUCAGAUGAGGUUCUGCAGUUCACCAAUGUCAUGCAAAACCUGCAAACAGUAUACCCGAAGCAGGCCAUGAGCGACAUCUCGACAAGCUACUGUUUCAUUUGUCUGCUACAUUUGGCGAAUGAAAAGGGGCUUGUCAUCGAGAAGCAAGAGGGUCUGGCAGAGCUGACGAUUCGGAGGGAUCAUACGGCUGAGAUCACGGUUGGUGGGGGUUGAGUAGGCUCAAGGCUGGCGCCACAUGCCGUUUAUGUUGCAAUGAAUUUAAUAUGUAAAUGGUUGCUUUGGGUUGGAGUUUGGGGGGGGGUACUAUGGUUGUACAAAGGGUUGAGGUCGCAAGGAUUGACUGGUAGGAGGGGGGCAUUUUGGUUUUAAUGAAGCAUGAGACAUCUGUAUUAAGGUUUAACUGAUCCAAUCACGUUGUGUGUGGUAGACUUGAAAUUGUUCUCAGGUGAGAAAAUAUAAACAUAAUAUCGC